GGCGUGGUAGGAAGUGGUAGCCGUCAAUCACAAGGGGAGACUCCAAACAGUGAGCCUGGAGCUGGAGAACAGCGUUUACCGGCGGGUCGGCCGGUUUAGCGAAUGAAGCUAUGGCUACAGAUUCUCCCCGAAGACCCAGUCGUUGUACUGGUGGAGUUGUGGUCCGCCCCCAGGCUGUCACGGAGCAGUCCUACAUGGAAAGUGUUGUGACUUUUCUACAGGACGUUGUGCCACAGGCUUACAGUGGAACACCUCUAACAGAAGAAAAGGAGAAAAUAGUCUGGGUCAGAUUUGAAAAUGCAGAUUUAAAUGAUACAUCAAGAAAUCUGGAAUUUCAUGAAAUACACAGCACUGGGAAUGAGCCACCUCUGCUGAUUAUGAUCGGCUACAGUGAUGGAAUGCAGGUCUGGAGCAUUCCGAUCAGUGGGGAAGCACAGGAGCUCUUUUCUGUUCGACAUGGCCCCAUUCGAGCGGCUAGAAUCUUGCCUGCUCCGCAGUUUGGUACUCAAAAGUGUGACAACUUUGCUGAAAAAAGGCCCCUCCUUGGUGUUUGUAAGAGCACUGGAUCUUCUGGCACAAGUCCACCUUACUGUUGUGUAGAUCUAUAUUCACUUCGUACUGGGGAGAUGGUCAAGUCUAUUCAGUUUAAAACACCUAUCUAUGAUCUCCAUUGCAACAAACGGAUCCUCGUUGUAGUCUUGCAGGAGAAAAUUGCUGCCUUUGAUAGCUGUACUUUCACAAAAAAAUUUUUUGUCACAAGCUGCUAUCCUUGUCCAGGGCCCAACAUGAAUCCUAUUGCUCUUGGGAGCCGCUGGCUGGCUUAUGCAGAAAACAAGCUGAUUCGAUGUCAUCAGUCCCGUGGUGGAGCCUGUGGAGACAACAUUCAGUCUUACACUGCCACAGUCAUUAGUGCUGCUAAAACAUUGAAAACUGGUUUGACAAUGGUCGGGAAAGUAGUGACUCAGCUGACAGGCACACUGCCUUCAGGUGUGACAGAAGAUGAUGUUGCCCUCCAUAGUAAUUCAAGGCGGAGUCCUUUGGUUCCAGGCAUCAUCACAGUAAUUGACACUGAAACAGUUGGAGAGGGCCAGGUGCUUGUGAGCGAGGAUUCUGACAGUGAUGGUAUUGUGGCCCACUUUCCUGCUCAUGAAAAACCAGUGUGCUGUAUGGCGUUUAAUACAAGUGGAAUGCUUCUAGUCACAACAGACACCCUCGGCCAUGACUUUCAUGUCUUCCAAAUUCUGACUCAUCCUUGGUCUUCAUCACAAAGUGCUGUCCAUCAUCUGUAUACUCUUCACAGAGGAGAAACUGAAGCCAAAGUACAAGACAUCUGCUUCAGCCAUGACUGUCGCUGGGUCGUGGUCAGUACUCUCCGGGGAACUUCCCACGUUUUCCCCAUCAACCCUUAUGGUGGUCAGCCUUGUGUUCGAACACAUAUGUCACCACGAGUUGUGAAUCGUAUGAGCCGUUUCCAGAAAAGUGCUGGGCUGGAAGAAAUUGAACAAGAACUGACAUCUAAGCAAGGAGGUCGCUGUAGCCCUGUUCCAGGUCUAUCAAGUAGCCCUUCUGGAUCACCUCUGCACGGGAAACUAAACAGCCAAGACUCCUACAAUAAUUUUGCCAACAACAAUCCUGGCAACCCCCGGCUCUCUCCUCUCCCCAGCUUGAUGGUACUGAUGCCUCUUGCACAAAUCAAGCAACCAAUGACAUUGGGGACCAUCACCAAACGAACAGGGCCUUAUCUGUUUGGAGCGGGGUGUUUUUCCAUAAAAGCUCCAUGCAAAGUUAAACCACCUCCACAAAUUUCACCCAGCAAAUCAAUGGGCGGAGAAUUUUGUGUGGCUGCAAUGUUUGGGACAUCCAGAUCGUGGUUUGCAAAUAAUGCAGGUCUGAAAAGAGAAAAAGAUCAGUCCAAACAAGUUGUAGUUGAGUCUCUCUACAUCAUUAGCUGCUAUGGGACCUUAGUGGAGCACAUGAUGGAGCCACGGCCGCUCAGCACUGCCCCCAAGAUUAGUGAUGACACCCCACUGGAAGUGAUGACCUCACCUCGAGCCAGCUGGACCCUGGUUAGAACUCCUCAAUGGAAUGAAUUGCAACCACCAUUUAAUGCAAACCACCCUCUGCUCCUCGCUGCAGAUGCAGUCCAGUAUUAUCAGUUCCUGCUUGCUGGCCUGGUUCCCCCUGGAAGUCCGGGGCCCAUUACUCGGCAUGGGUCCUAUGACAGUUUAGCUUCUGACCAUAGUGGACAGGAAGAUGAAGAAUGGCUUUCUCAGGUAGAAAUUGUAACGCACACCGGACCCCACAGACGUCUGUGGAUGGGUCCACAGUUCCAGUUCAAAACCAUCCAUCCCUCAGGCCAAACCACAGUCAUAUCAUCCAGUUCAUCUGUGUUGCAGUCUCACGGUCCAAGUGAUACUCCACAGCCCCUUUUGGAUUUUGACACAGAUGAUCUUGAUCUCAACAGUCUCAGGAUCCAGCCGGUCCGCUCUGACCCAGUCAGCAUGCCAGGGUCAUCCCGUCCAGUCUCUGAUCGAAGGGGAAUUUCCACCGUGAUUGAUGCUGCCUCAGUUUUCCCAUGUAACUUCUACAGUCCAGAAGAUCUUUUUGAUGAUUCUUAGACACCAACUCCAUAUCUAUUUACACCUGUUACGUGGAGCUGUCUUGUCCCUGGAGCCUUUUCUGUUUCUCUCUUCUACAUAUUAUAUUUAGGAUGUAAUUACCACGCUGUAAAAUGGUUUGACAUCAUUUUGUUUUGUUUUGUUUUAAAGCAUUCAAGUAAAAAUUAAUUUAUUUUGAACAGCAAUUUUGAAUCAAUGACUGCAUGAAGAUUAGGUCAUAAUUUUCUCACCUUGUUCAAAUAUUUAUCUCUAAUUUUUCUCCUACCAAAGUCUAGAAUUCCAAAGUGUCUUUCUUCAGUAAUUUAAUUAGGCCACAAGUUUGAGGCUUAAUGAUGGAUCAAAAAAUGUAUGAUAUGCUUGAGAGAUCAAGACAGCAAAUUGAUUACUGUUGUAGCAAAGGUUGGCAAAUGUGGGAGAGGGAGCAGGUACUGCCCUGUGCUGCAGGAUCUGAGUCAAUGAUCAAGGUCAGCCUCAGUUCAUUAACUUCCUCUGAGGGCUUAUAGUCAUUGUAAAUAUGACUUCUCAUACCUUAUAUUCUAAUUACAAUAUAGUAAAGUUUUGAAAUGACUUAUGUUCACUUCAGUAAUGCCAUAGAGUGAUAUAGGAUGUUGAAAGAUCUACAGUAGUGUAAGCUAACUUCUAGUCAUUUUGCCUAGUUUUCUAGUGCCUACAAAUAGAAAAUCUCACCCCUCAAGAUGCGUGUGUUAAUAAAUGUGUCCUCAUCCACGGACACAUCACACAGGGUCCUGUUCUAAACCUAAUUAUCUAAAACGUCAUCUGUUUUAAGGACCAGAAUGCAAGGAUUCUCAUUGUGCUCUCAGCUAAUACAUUAUUAAAAGUUGGAAUGUAUUUCAUGGUAAUUUUUAAGACCUUAUAAUCAAGACACGUAUUUUCUCAAUAAUUCUAAUAACCAUUUCAUUCCUGUGUUUAGACAAUACCAUAGGUUGUUUUGACUAUAAAGUGCAAAAAAAAAAAAAACCAAAACCAAAAACUUUUAACUGACUUUUUAAAUAUUUCACAUGAAGCAAAAUGGUAAAUCCCUUUAAACUGAACAGUUUUUAUGAAAUCCAGAAUGAAGAUAACAUUUUGUGUGUCCAGUCCUUUGUAUAAUAACUUGGUUUGGGGUUCUGCCUGUGGCUAAGCUAACUGUACUAUGAGAUAGGAUUCUUUAGUAUAAGGAUUUCUUAGUGUACUUUAUAGAAAUUCUCAACAUCAACCUCCAUAGGUAUACACAAAAUUAGAAAAAACAGUAUAUUUUUUCAUUUGUUAUACAGAUGUUAAAGACCAUUUGAGAAGCAGAGAGUGGUAUUGGUGAUAAGAUUAUGAAUUGGCAUUUUUUGAAGUUAAGGAUAUUUGUGGAUAUUGGAAAACUUUUUACUAAUGUCGUUUAAAAUAGAUUAUGUUCCUUUCAAUUUCUGUAAGUUAAUUUUAAUAAAGGUGAAAUAAUUAA
Messenger RNA from Lontra canadensis (Northern American river otter), 4068 nucleotides. It is a transcript of the gene BCAS3, whose product is annotated as BCAS3 microtubule associated cell migration factor. Gene Ontology annotation, molecular function: protein binding. Bases 111 to 2618 code for a protein of 835 amino acids. Lineage: Eukaryota; Metazoa; Chordata; Mammalia; Carnivora; Mustelidae. The record is from RefSeq and is a predicted model, not a curated record. Gene Ontology annotation, cellular component: cytoplasm. Gene Ontology annotation, biological process: response to starvation; autophagy. The transcript has 24 exons.